Messenger RNA from Lodderomyces pseudojiufengensis, 1869 nucleotides. RefSeq lists its product as uncharacterized. Gene Ontology annotation, cellular component: RSC-type complex. NCBI's taxonomy places the organism in Eukaryota, Fungi, Ascomycota, Pichiomycetes, Serinales, Debaryomycetaceae. Gene Ontology annotation, biological process: chromatin remodeling. The record is from RefSeq and is a predicted model, not a curated record. The transcript has a single exon. The coding region runs from base 1 to 1869 and encodes 622 amino acids. Gene Ontology annotation, molecular function: protein binding.
AUGCCACCGAAAAGGAAGGCCAAUCCCAGUUCUCCCACUCAGUCCAAAAAACCAAAAUUAUCAACUCAUACAAGGGAGGAAACUAAAGAUUUUUAUAAAUCAACUAUAAAUCUAGUACUAAAUUUGAGUGAAGAUGAUUAUAAAUUAGCUACGGAAUUUAUUAAAGUACCACUGAAAAAAAUUUAUCCUGAUUAUUAUGAAAUUAUAAAAAAUCCAAUUGCGAUAAGUGAUAUACAGAAAAAAAUUAAUACAAAGUAUACUGGAGAAUCAACACAAGAAUUUUUAGAUGAUUUUAAAUUACUAUUGACAAAUGCUGCCACAUAUAAUGACUCGGAAUCUUGGAUUGUUCAAACUGCAAACAAAAUUGUUGAAUUUGUCGAAGAUCAAGUUUCUGAAUUUGAUCGAAUUGUGGGACCGGCAUCAAGUGAACCAAAACAUCCCAAGAUUAAAUUAAAAUUGAAGCAGCCGUCCUCAUUAUCGAAGUCAAAUGACGCAGCUGCUUCAGCUUCUAAGCCUACAAAUAAAUCUGAAACUGAUGAACAACUGGAAAUAUCAUAUGGAAAAUUACCUGAAUUGUGUAUUGAUGUCAUAACAGAUGUAAGAGACCACGAAUUUGAAGAUAUAGGAGUCAUUAGUGGACCAUUUUUAGACGAGGUAGAUCAAGAGGUAUACACAGAUUAUUCCAAUUUCGUAUCCAAACCUAUGGCAUUCAACACCAUAAUUAAUUUGUUGCAGCAUAAAAAAUUAUUCACGCCGAAAGUUUCCUUAGUUGAAAACUUGCAAAAAUUUCAUGACACAGCUGCAUUAAUAUUUUCCAAUGCAAAGGCUUACAAUAACGAAGCUUCACAAAUUUAUCAAGAUGCAGAAACUCUCGAGUCCUAUUUUGAAGAACAAUAUGGUAAAUUGAAAUCAAAAGCAGUGGCAGCAGAUGCUUUGAAACCGAAAACUCCAAAAUUAAAAAUAAAUUUGAAUAGAGGACAACCGGAAAAGAAAAAACGAAAACCUUUAAGAGAUGAAACAAAUGACAAGGAAAACGAAUCGCUUAUUGAGGAAGCAGCCGAGCAAGUUGAGGAAGAAAAGCUUGUCAAGGAUGAAAUACUACCUAAGAUCGAAACAACACAACAAUCACCACCAAAGAAAAACCCACCUCCCGAAAUUCAAUUAGAGAAAACUACUGAAAAUACAUUAGGUAAGUCCUUACCAACGUUACUACCAAGUAAUUCUAUAAUUCAAGAGUCAUCAAUUUUUACAUCUCCAGCCAUUAUCCCUCACAUAACUAAAUUUAUUGAAGAAAAAGCAUCUAACUAUUUCCUUUCCCGUGAUGCUCAAAUAAUUGAAUCUAUGUUUCCGACUCAUCCAAUUCAUCCAACUGCUACGUUGGUUUCAUACAAAAUUCCAGCUAAUGGAUAUGUGGAUCAAUCAUAUACGAUAUCAUUCCAACCGGAAGUACUGCCAUUUGUGUCAUUCAAAGCUUCUUUGCAUCAUUUACUAUAUAAAGCUAAAGAAUCAGACUUGGUCGAUGGUCAUGGCUACUUGAAUCUGACCUCUGAUGAUGAGUUUCAAUGUAAGUUAACAAUUAACAAUGAAGAUAUGGGUCAACCAAAUGAUUGUUUUGAAGAGCAAAAAGAAAAAGAAAGUGUUCUUGCUGUUCAAUACGAUGUCAAAUUGGCACAUGGAUUAAAUGUGUUAACUUUUGAAUGUAAAGUUGCUCCAUCCUUAAGUAAAAAAAUCAAGAACACCGUUAUUCAGCAUGAUCAGGUUGAAGAAUUGAGUGGAAGUAGGCACACAAGACAUCAACUACAGCAAAUCAAAAUGACUUGGGAUGUGGAAACUAUUACUUUGUAUAUUGUAUGUACUAAUCAAAAUUAA